Spodoptera exigua (beet armyworm) is the source of this 1451-nucleotide messenger RNA. The record is from the annotation of a GenBank genome assembly. Lineage: Eukaryota; Metazoa; Arthropoda; Insecta; Lepidoptera; Noctuidae.
GUGAAAAUGUGGGAGCCCUCGGUGCCGGUCCUUCAAUUAGAUUUAGCUUCAAAAUGAGCGUUACAGACAGUUUAAAGUUCAACAAAGUUUUGUUCGAUGUGUGGAAAGUUGGUUUUGCUCUCAGUGAGUCUGGUGUUUGUUGCCAGGAAGUGAAGUUGGAAUGAUUCCGUUGCUGUUUGCUCUUUGCACAGUUGUGUCGGCGGUGAAAUGGGAUGCGCCGCCGCAGUACGAUCCAGUAUGGCUGGCUAGUGUGCAAUUGUACCCACCAGCCCCCGCCCUAAAUGACACUCGUUUUUGGCUCGGAUGGGUCAAUGAUGCUGAUGUUGAAUUCAGACUGUUUACAAGGCGAAACCCGUUCGAGUUUCAAGUCUUAACUACGAACGAUUCUGCAUCUCUACACCAAUCAAAUUUCGACUUUAGCAAAAAAGUAAAGGUUCUAACCCAUGGAUGGCUGAACCACGGCUACAGUCCUAUGCCCGAGUCUAUCAAAGAAGCUUACCUUAAUGUGAGCGACCUGAAUAUAAUUGUGGUGGACUGGGGUGUCGCAGCCAACGUUAAUUAUAUCUUGGCUAGUUACAACGUGGCCUCAGUUGGUCGUCUUCUCACGGAGUUCCUAAAUUUUCUUAUCGGAGAAGGCGUGUCCAUGGAUGACGUUCAUCUUAUUGGCCACAGCCUGGGUGCUCACGUAGUUGGCAUAGCUGGAGCUUAUGUUAAGAAAGGACCUAUUGAUACUAUAACAGGUUUGGACCCAGCAUUGCCGUUGUUUACGCUGGGAAACAAGGACGCUCGGCUGGAUAAACACGACGCCCGGCACGUAGAGGUGAUACAUACUUGUGGAGGCUACCUCGGUUUCGCGUCUCCUCUUGGACAUAUUGACUUCUAUCCGAAUGGCGGCACUCGACAGCCUGGGUGCGGGACCGAUUUUAGAGGUUUCUGUGCCCACAAUCGAGCUCACAUGUACUUCUCGGAGUCCAUCAUAUCUGACGUGCCGUUCACAGCAGUCCGGUGUGAGAGCUACGACGAGUUAUACUACUCAGGGUCCUGUAAGGGAACCGGAGAAACCCUGGUCAUGGGCGGAUUUGAUAUUCAUUACGGGAAGGAUGGUGUGUACUACCUUACGACAAACGCUGAGAAACCCUUCGCGCGGGGGGAAGGUGACCCAACAUGAAUUACGAUCAAAUAUUUAUACCCCGCUUUGCUAACUUCGCUUAUAAAUUAAAAUUUCAAAGAAAUUAUUACGGAGAGGUCGCCUUUUUUUCGCGACCGCCGCUGUCACGACUGUGUCGUUAAAUAAUUAAAAUGGCUCCGUUACUGAAAACUUGCUUUGUAUAACACGUAUUAUUAUGGCAUUAUUUACUUAACUAUUAGAAAUGAAUAUUCAGUUAAUUCCAAAUAAAAUUGCCGCGCUUUUAGACAGCUAGCUAUAGUUUUCGAUAAAAGUAUUGUGUUUU